GGGGGCGGACGCUCGCCCGCAGCAGCCCCACUGCCCGAUCUGCGCUCCAGCUGGCUCUCUCAUUUUCGGACCCCCGCUACUCUCCCCACCCAGAUCCCGAUCUGCACUCCACAUGCCGGCUUGGGGCCCCGCCCUCGCCCUGGCUGCCCUAAGCCUAAUCUGCCUCCUGGUCCGAUGGCUGGGGCGAUUCACUGACCUUACCAGAAAGGAGCCGGGACACAGGAAAGAGGAGGAAGCGAAGGAAGAGGCUGUGGAGGAGGAAGAGGAGGACGAGGAGGAAGAAGAGGAAGAGGAUGAAGAGGAGGAGGAGAACCCAGCCUUUUGGGACGGCUUCAGUAAGGGCCAGGAACUGGUGCCCGGGGGCUGCCGUCUCAUCUUCAAGCGCUCCGCCCUGGCACACUGUCUCCUGCGCACCUUCCGCAGGUCGGUGGCCCUGAGCGAGCCUGCCCACAGCUCGUGGUUCUCAGGGCCCCAUCUACAGACCUUAUACCAUUUCAUGCUUCCGGCAGGCCAGGGGCUCCAGCUGGCCCGGGAGAACCUACAGCUGGCGGACAAUGGGCUGGUGGCCCUGGACUGGGUGGUGGGGCCUUGGGCCCCCAGCCCUCAGGUAGUGACUGACGCCUACAGCUCCCCGCCGAUCCUGCUGGUCAUCCCCAAUUCCUGGGGUCGCCUCACCCGCAACGUGGUGCAGCUUUGCCUCCUGGCCCUGGAGAAAGGCUACUACCCAGUCAUCUUCCACCGAAGGGGCCAUCAGGGCUGUCCCCUGCUCAACACCCAGCUUCAGACAUUCGGGGACCCCUCAGAUCUCAAGGAGGCGGUCACCUACAUUCGCUUCAGACAGCCAGCUGCGCCACUGUUCCUGGUCAGCGAGGGCUCAGGCUCGGCCUUGCUACUGUCCUACCUGGGCGAGUGCGGCUCCUCCAGCUACGCUACGGGGGCGGCCUGUAUUUCGCCCGUGCUCCGCUGCCGGGAGUGGUUUGAGGCUGGGCUGCCCUGGCUCUAUGAAAGGGCCUUCCUGCUGCACCAGAAAAUCACUCUUAGCAGAUAUGCUACAGCCUUAGAUGACAUAGUGGACACGGACAAACUUUUUAUGAGUCGUUCCCUGCGAGAAUUUGAGGAGGCCCUUUUCUGCCGGACCAAGAACCUCCCUAUCAGUUGGGACACCUACUGGGGUGACAAUGAUCCCCUCCGGGAUGUGGAUGAGGCUGCUGUGCCUGUGCUCUGCAUCUGCAGUGCUGAUGACCCUGUGCGGGGCCCUCCAGGCCAAACCUUGCCCACUAAACUCUUCCAGAACAACCCUUACUUCUUUCUCCUGCUCAGCCGCCAUGGGGGCCACUGUGGCUUCCUCCGGGAAGACUCUUCCCCAGCCUGGAGCCAUGAGGCUACCCUGGAGUAUUUCCAGGCUCUGACCGAAUUCUUCCGAUCAGAAGAGAGGGUGAAGGGGCUGUCCCGCCACCGUUCCUCAUUCUUGGCAGGCCGCCGUCGACGAUUUACUCUACAGAAGAGAGAGGUAGCACCGACCUCCCCUCGGCUUGAGGAGAUGUUUAGCUGGAAGCGGUCAUAUACAAAGUGAGGUCCACGGAGACACCCCCACGUUGUUCCUGCCCCUGAUUCUAAUGCCUCAUGGGAAAAGGAAGCUGACUGCUUCUGUUCAUUAGCUCAGAUCUCAAAUGGAAGAUGAUGCCAGUAUGGAAAGGAACCCUUGGAGCAGACAGCCACCAUCCCUCUGUUUAGCCACCUGGUCUGCCAGUGGGGAUGGAACCUACAGAAAGUCUUCAGGGACUUGUUCCUAUGUCCUCAGAGGUAGCGGUCCCUGCUUGGGUCAUUCCAGUUCACCCUCUUGUAUACAACAUGUCUAUUCUGGCCGCCAUCUUUUCCCAUCAUCAUGGAUCUCAAAAGCCAAAGAAGGGCAUGCAUUUACCAGAUAGGAAAGUGAUAGGUAAAGUGCCCUGCACCAGCAAAAGCAGCUAUUUUCUUAGAAGUAUCAGUAAGGCCACACAUAGAUGUCAUAUCCCACAUGUGGUGUCCUGUAACUGAUUCUGAGGCCAGGACUCAGCCCUUUAGUCACUUGGUAGAGAGAACUACAGAGCCUUAAAUGCAAACAUCCUGUGUUUAUGAAGUCCCACCCCAUUCCCUCUGGCUGGAAAGACAUGUUCUGAAGACAGUAGCUGUUUCAGGCUGGUAUACAUAAGCCCUUCAUCUGUAUCAGUACCGCUCCUGUGUCAGAGAAAUAGAAACAGGGUCUACAGGCAGUCAUGAAUUCUGGCCUGUAGACCACCUCUUCUAAGCCUUGAACAUGAUGAGGAGUGGGAGGAGAUGUGAAGAUCGUAGACAAGAAGCUUUUCCUUAAGUCUGCUCUUAUCUCCAAUUUCAGACUUUUCCUUGCCAUUCCCCUCCUGGAAAAAUUGGCCAUGACGAGCUGACAAAGAAGAAAACAGAGAGUAAGGAACAUAGGUGCCUGUCUCAGCAGCAUAAAAACCCACAGUUGAGCUGGGGAGGAGGGGUCAGAGCAGGUCCCUGGGAUGGUGCCAGGGCUAAGGAAUCCUCAGGGUUGAAGACAGCUGGGACUUCCUUAAGUGACCCAGCUUCUCAGAGAUGCUGAUAUGUUUUCAAGUACCUUUUCCUAUAUCAGGCCAUGACUGCUCGACUCCAAAAAAGCUGGACCACAAACUCCCAUUUCCAUCUUGCGGGCUGUUUAAAGGUUUGUAUUGUUUUAUGUGAGGAUGGAAAAACAGACUCAAAAGCCUCUGUCUUUUCUCUCUAGGGUUUUCUGAACCACUAGCCUAUUUCCAGACGUGAACACUAGAGAUUUUCCUCUAUUCCAGGGUCAGGGAAAGGGAGAAGUAUCACAUGUACUGUGAGUGGAAAGGCUAGAAAGGAGGAGGUUGCUGCCUACCCAGCAUCCUAUUAAUACUCGAUUUUAUCUUUUUCUUUUCUUGACCAGUUGUUUGAAAGUCCAUUCACACUGAAUCUAGGACUGCUUGGAGGUGCCUCUGCUUUCUCUGAUAUAUAAUCACUCAUCACUGAAGGGAUGGUUAGCUUUGUGGGGGAGGUGAAUGAGAUGAGUCCUAGACCACAGACGUGAGGACACCCCUGUUUAGGACGAGGAACAUAGCCCACAAGGUACAUCAAAGGAUACCCUGCUCCAUGUUUGACUAAGACACAAGGCCUCAUGACUCAUGGUUUUAUUUGAACCUGCCUGUGUACUCACACUGGGCCAGAGAGUAUUUAUUCAGAUGUGACAAAGCCACAUCCUCAUCUAAUAAGCAACAAAAGGGUUUUACAAAGGGAUACAACAUUUGCCAAAAGUCAUGUAUGGCUCAUGGCCUAGCGUCUGAUAUUCCUACUGCCAGAAUUUCAGAUCUGCAGAUCACAGUAGUGCCAGCAAUCUGUCUAGGCCUAAGAAACACCUCCUGGGUUCAGAUGUAGAAAAGGCUUGAUUGUUUGAGAAGAAUCUUGUUUGGGGAUUAUGUAGGUCCUUGCAUGCUUCCUCUUCUUCCUCCUCUCCCCCUGCUUCCCCCCUCUGCUUUAUCAUCUCCUAACCUUCAGCCAGCACCAGUAAAGGCAGGGAAAAGCAGGUGAACUAUAAAUCCAACAAUGCUGAGGCACAAAUGUUGCUUUGUCAAAAGGCUGGGUGAGAAGGCAGACGGUCAAGCCCAUGCCGUAGCCCAGCACGGUUCUAUGCCCAUGGCAGGUGCUCAAAUACUUCAGUGAAUGAAUGAAUCAGCAUUUCCCCUAUUGAGACUUUUUUUUUCCUCUUCUUGGCAACCAGUAAUUCAGAGCUGGGUGCAAAGUCAGAAAUAGCCUGGUAGCUUUAGCAUUGAGAAAAGCUCAUGCAGAUUUUGUGCCCCACCUCCAAAGGCUAUAGUUGUAAUAAAUCAGAUCUUCUAAUUGGUUGGGUUGGGUUUUUUUUUUUUUGAAGAGGAGAAGAAUGAGGAAAAGGAGAAAGAGGAAAGGAGGAGGAGAGAAUAGGAAAAGAGAAGGUAGGAUGGGUGGCUGAAAACAGAAAAGAAGCAGUUACAAUUGCCUUCAGGUUUCUCAGGUAUUUGCAGUGACAAGUCAUCAGGACAAAGUCCAAAGACAGUGUGAGGUGAUCCAAACACCGGCAGCUCUCAGUGGGGAGUCAGGAGGACAUAGGUCCAAACCUCAGAGCUAGGAGUUAUUUUCAGGUCCACUCAGUUCCACUGGGGCCCAGAGAAAGGAAGUGGGAAAGCCUUGUAUUACCUCAGAUCCUGAAACCAUUCACACUAGCUUGCCAACUGCACAACUUGAGGAAGUUGUCUCCUUUCCAUAUCUCAGGAUCCUGGUAUCUUAUAGCAGGGGUGUGGAACCUGUGGCCUUGAGGCCACAUGUGGCCCUCUAGAGCCUUAAGAGGGGCCUUUUGACUGAAUCC
This is a messenger RNA of Trichosurus vulpecula (common brushtail), 4393 nucleotides long. RefSeq names its product abhydrolase domain containing 15 (gene ABHD15). The transcript is spliced from 2 exons. The coding region runs from base 113 to 1573 and encodes 486 amino acids. NCBI's taxonomy places the organism in Eukaryota, Metazoa, Chordata, Mammalia, Diprotodontia, Phalangeridae. Gene Ontology annotation, molecular function: monoacylglycerol lipase activity; short-chain carboxylesterase activity. The record is from RefSeq and is a predicted model, not a curated record.